GUAAGCUAAGGAACAUGGUGGGGAAACUGUGCAUAUGACACGUGUGAGCUGCUCAGAAAUGGCAACAGUCAGUCAGGUUAAAGAACUGGGGUUUCUGCAGGAGACAGACGCAUGGCGACUACACAGCUCUCAGUUCCCUAGCAAAGUCGGAGGGAGGCCUGCAUGGCUGGGGGAAGUCGGCGUGCCAGAGCCUGCGGCUUUACAGUGCGGACUGUGCGGAAAACCAUUGGCAUUUCUCCUGCAAGUUUACGCGCCGUGUGCUGGCAGCUUCCACAGGACCAUUUUCAUUUUCUGCUGCCGCAAUGGGAGCUGCCACAGGGAGUCCGAGGCUCAGUGUUUUAAAGUUUAUCGGAAUCAGCUACCCAGGAAGAACGACACCUAUUCUUAUGGCCCUCCUCCAGAAACAGGUCCACCUGAUGGAGAGGAUUGCAUUAGUUUCCAGUUGAAAUGUGGUCUUCGUCUUUGCAGAGUCUGUGGUUGUUUGGGACCCAAAACCUGCUCAAAGUGUCAUAAAGUUAAUUACUGCAGUAAGGACCAUCAGCUGAUGGACUGGAAAUUACAGCACAAAAAAGUAUGCAGUGAGCAGUUUGAUGUAUCUAAUAUUGAAGUUGUAGACCAUGGAUUUCUGUUCCCUGAAUUUGAGAUUGUUACUGAACCAGAGGAUAUGGAGGGUGAUAGUGGAAGCCAAGAUGAAGAAGAUGAAACAGUGACCGAGCAUGAUACCCAAAUUUUAUCAGCUGGGAUUGAAACCUCUGUGGACGGCGUGAAUCUAGAUGAGAAGGAGCUUGAAUCAAUGGCAAAGCAUGAGACAAAAGAUGAUAUGGUGUUUAAUAAUUUUAAGAAAAGUAUAGCUUUGGAGCCAGAGCAGGUUUUGAGGUACAGCAGAGGUGGUGAUCCACUAUGGAUUUCUCGCAAUCAUAUCCCUUCUGAGAAAGAUAUACCAGACUGCUCCUGUGGAAUGAAAAGAAAAUUUGAAUUUCAGGUUAUGCCACAGCUACUGAAUCAUCUCAAAGUAGACAGCCUUGGAGAAAGCAUUGACUGGGGGGUCCUGGCUGUAUUCACUUGUGCUGCCAACUGCAGUGCAGAGAACCAAUAUGCGACCGAGUUCUUAUGGAAACAGGAUGUUGCUGGCGACACACUGUGAAAAAUCUAUUUAUACCUGGCUACAUUCUUGUAGUUUACUUUGGAUGACAAUAAAACAUAUAUGGUUGUCCCUCAAAUCUUUUUAAGGAUUGUAUCAGUGAUUAAGAUCAUACAGGUAUGGGAUCAAUUAUCUGGAUCCCCUUUAUCCAGAAAGCUCUGAAUUAUGGGAUGGGCUUCUCCCAUAGACUCCAUUUUUGUGCUUGAAUUAGUUGAUUAAAAUUAUUUUUUUUUCUCUGCUAAUAAAACAGUACCUUGUACUUAAUCCCAACUAGAAUAUAUUUAAUCCUUAUAGGCAAAACAAUCCUAUUGGGUUUAUUUAAUAAACUCUAAAAAUGAAUGUGGCUAAAAAUGCCAUAUUGUAUAUACUGAACUUAUUGCACCAGCCUAAAUUUUCAGCUUGUCAAUAGCAGCAAUGGUCCAGGACUUCAAACCUGUCAUAAGGGGUCACCAUCGGAAAGUGUCUGUGACAAUCACAUGCUCAGUGGGCUCUGAGCAGCUGUUGAGAAGUUAAGCUUAGGGGUCAUCACAAAUUAUCAAGUAGAAAAUGAGGUUGGCCUGUAAUAUAAGGUGAUGCUACAGGGCUGAUUAUUAAAUUCUGAUGCUAAUUGCACUGGUUUCUGUGCUGCCAUGUAAUAAUAAUCUGUAUUAAUUUACUAAUCAGCCUUAUAUUGUGACAUUUCUAUUCUAUGUGUACUUUAUAUUGCGAGAGGGUCCCUAAGCUCAGUAAGGGACAGCAGCACAGAGCAUGUGCAAUAAAUCCGCAGAAAAAAAGACGGGGAGCUACUAGGGUAUCUUUGGAGACACAAUCUUUACUGCUAAAGGUUGCCUUGGGCUGGUAGAAGCACAAAAUAUCAUGUACAACAUUUCUACCUACUUCUUUAAUUAGGCUUUAGUUCUCCUUUAAACAAUUGUUUUAGUGUACUUAAAGUAUGGUGAUCCAAAUUAUGGAAAUAUGGAAACCCCCAGGUCCCAAGCAUUCUGCAUAAAAGGUAGCAUACCUGUACACUAAAGUUGUUUCCACCACAAUAACAUGAAUAUAAGAAAUCAUCAUACCAGCUUAAUAUGGUUUUGAGUACAGGCAAUUUAAAACACUCUUAUUGAUACACUUGGGGGCAGAUUUAUUAAGGGUCAAAAAGCUUGAAGGGUAAAGUGACAUUCACAUCUAUUAAUGUAGGACUCAGACACCAGAAUAUUUUUGUAAGGGUUAAAAAGAUUUUUUAGGAGAAGGUAACGUUAAAUGUCUGGUGUCCAGUAACCCACAUAUAAUACUCUUUAAAACUGUUUAUGACAUAAGCUAACCAAUCACAUAAAGAUCUUUGCCGAGCUUUGACCACUUGAUAAAGAGCCAGAGAUGGCUUGAAACGUUGCUACUAUUGGUCUGUGCCAUGUUUGAAUAAAGGCCUUUUUAUUACAUUAA
Xenopus laevis (African clawed frog) is the source of this 2560-nucleotide messenger RNA. RefSeq names its product programmed cell death 2 S homeolog (gene pdcd2.S). The transcript is spliced from 6 exons. NCBI's taxonomy places the organism in Eukaryota, Metazoa, Chordata, Amphibia, Anura, Pipidae. Gene Ontology annotation, cellular component: cytosol; cytoplasm; nucleus. Bases 59 to 1144 code for a protein of 361 amino acids. The record is from RefSeq and is marked provisional.